Molecule: messenger RNA, 5091 nt
Organism: Lepus europaeus (European hare)
Lineage: Eukaryota; Metazoa; Chordata; Mammalia; Lagomorpha; Leporidae
Product: protein unc-13 homolog A
Exons: 44
Coding region: 1-5091 (1696 amino acids)
Biological process (GO): neuromuscular junction development; synaptic vesicle maturation; synaptic transmission, glutamatergic
Cellular component (GO): synaptic vesicle membrane; presynaptic membrane; terminal bouton
Molecular function (GO): calcium ion binding; phospholipid binding; calmodulin binding
Source: RefSeq, a predicted model, not a curated record
AUGUCGCUGCUCUGCGUCGGAGUCAAAAAAGCCAAGUUUGACGGUGCCCAAGAGAAGUUCAACACCUACGUGACGCUCAAGGUGCAGAAUGUGAAGAGCACGACUGUGGCGGUGCGCGGGAGCCAGCCCAGCUGGGAGCAGGACUUCAUGUUCGAGAUCAACCGGCUGGACCUGGGGCUGACGGUGGAGGUGUGGAACAAGGGCCUCAUCUGGGACACCAUGGUGGGCACCGUGUGGAUCCCGCUGCGCACCAUCCGCCAGUCCAACGAGGAGGGCCCCGGGGAGUGGCUGACGCUCGACUCCCAGGUCAUCAUGGCCGACAGUGAGAUCUGCGGCACCAAGGACCCCACCUUCCACCGCAUCCUGCUGGACACGCGCUUCGAGCUGCCCCUGGACAUCCCGGAGGAGGAGGCGCGCUACUGGGCCAAGAAGCUGGAGCAGCUGAACGCCAUGCGCGACCAGGACGAGUAUUCGUUCUCGGACGAGCAGGAUAAGCCGCUGCCCGCGCCCAGCAACCAGUGCUGCAACUGGAAUUACUUCGGCUGGGGCGAGCAGCAGAACGACGACCCCGACAGCGCCGUGGACGACCGCGACAGCGACUACCGCAGCGAGACGAGCAACAGCAUGCCGCCGCCCUACUACACCACGUCGCAGCCCAACGCCUCGGUGCACCAGUACGCCGUGCGCCCGCCGCCCCUGGGCUCGCGCGAGUCCUACAGCGACUCGGUGCCCAGCUACGACGACUUCUCCGAGCCGCGGGCGCUCAGCCCCACGGGCAGCAGCCGCUACGCCUCCUCCGGGGAGCUGAGCCAGGGCAGCUCGCAGCUGAGCGAGGACUUCGACCCCGAGGAGCAGAGCCUGCGGGGCUCGGAGCUGGGCGACGAGCGGGACCCGGACUCCUACCACUCGUGCCACAGCUCGGUGAGCUGCAAAGACUCGCCGCGCUGGGACCAGGAUGAGGAGCUGGACGAGGACCUGGAGGACUUCCUGGAGGAGGAGGAGCCGCUGCCCGAGGAGGAGGAGGAGGAGGAAGAGGAGGAGGAGGAGGAGGAAGAGGAGGAAGAGGUGCCGGACGACGUGGGCAGCUACGCCCAGCGCGCGGAGGCGGCCGUGACCGAGCCCAAGGACUUCAAACGAAUCAGCUUCCCGGCGGCCGCCCCCUGCGAGGACACGGCCCCCGCCCCGCCCACCGAGGCCACGCCGGCCGCGCCCGAGGAGCUGCCUGGAGCCCAGCCGGCCGAGCCCCCCACAGCUGAGGAGAGUUUCAGGCCCCGAGAGGACGAGGAGGACCGGCAGGGCCAGGACUCCAUGUCCAGGGCCAAGGCCAACUGGCUGCGGGCCUUCAACAAGGUGCGGCUGCAGCUGCAGGAGGCUCGGGGGGCAGGAGAGAUGUCCAACUCCCUGUGGUUCAAAGGCGGCCCCGGGGGCGGCCUGAUCAUCAUCGACAGCAUGCCGGACAUCCGCAAGAGGAAGCCCAUCCCGCUCGUGAGCGACCUGGCCAUGUCCCUGGUGCAGUCCCGGAAGGCGGGCAUCACAUCGGCCCUGGCGUCCAGCACGCUCAACAACGAGGAGCUGAAGAACCACGUGUACAAGAAGACCCUGCAGGCCCUGAUCUACCCCAUCUCGUGCACCACGCCGCACAACUUCGAGGUGUGGACGGCGACCACGCCCACCUACUGCUACGAGUGCGAGGGGCUGCUGUGGGGCAUCGCGCGGCAGGGCAUGCGCUGCACCGAGUGCGGGGUCAAGUGCCAUGAGAAGUGCCAGGACCUGCUCAACGCCGACUGCCUGCAGCGUGCCGCGGAGAAGAGCUCCAAGCACGGGGCGGAGGACCGCACACAGAACAUCAUCAUGGUGCUCAAGGACCGCAUGAAGAUCCGCGAGCGCAACAAGCCUGAGAUCUUCGCGCUCAUCCAGGAGGUGUUCGCCGUGAGCAAGAGCGCGCACGCGCAGCAGAUGAAGGCCGUGAAGCAGAGCGUGCUGGACGGCACGUCCAAGUGGUCGGCCAAGAUCAGCAUCACCGUGGUCUGUGCCCAGGGCCUGCAGGCCAAGGACAAGACGGGGUCCAGUGACCCCUACGUCACGGUGCAGGUCGGGAAGACCAAGAAGCGCACGAAGACCAUCUACGGGAACCUGAACCCUGUGUGGGAGGAGAAUUUCCACUUCGAGUGCCACAACUCCUCCGACCGCAUCAAGGUGCGGGUGUGGGACGAGGAUGACGACAUCAAGUCUCGCGUGAAGCAGCGGUUCAAGCGCGAGUCCGACGACUUCCUGGGGCAGACGAUCAUCGAGGUGCGCACCCUCAGCGGCGAGAUGGACGUGUGGUACAACCUGGACAAGCGCACGGACAAGUCGGCCGUGUCCGGCGCCAUCCGGCUGCACAUCAGCGUGGAGAUCAAGGGCGAGGAGAAGGUGGCCCCGUACCAUGUGCAGUACACCUGUCUGCACGAGAACCUGUUCCACUUCGUGACAGACGUGCAGAACAACGGCGUGGUGCGGAUCCCGGACGCCAAGGGCGACGACGCCUGGAAGGUUUACUACGACGAGACGGCGCAGGAGAUCGUGGACGAGUUCGCCAUGCGCUACGGCGUGGAGUCCAUCUACCAAGCCAUGACCCACUUCGCCUGCCUGUGCUCCAAGUACAUGUGCCCCGGGGCGCCGGCCGUCAUGAGCACGCUGCUGGCCAACAUCAACGCCUACUACGCGCACACCACCGCCUCCACCAACGUGUCCGCCUCCGACCGCUUUGCCGCCUCCAACUUCGGGAAAGAGCGCUUUGUGAAGCUCCUGGACCAGCUGCACAAUUCGCUGCGGAUCGAUCUCUCCAUGUACCGGAACAACUUCCCCGCCAGCAGUCCCGAGAGGCUGCAGGACCUCAAGUCCACCGUGGACCUGCUCACCAGCAUCACCUUCUUCCGGAUGAAGGUGCAGGAGCUGCAGAGCCCGCCCCGGGCCAGCCAGGUGGUCAAGGACUGUGUGAAGGCUUGCCUCAACUCCACCUACGAGUACAUCUUCAACAACUGCCAUGAGCUCUACAGCCGGGAGUACCAGACGGACCCGGCCAAGAAGGGGGAGGUGCCCCCCGAGGAGCAGGGCCCCAGCAUCAAGAACCUGGACUUCUGGUCCAAGCUGAUCACCCUCAUCGUGUCCAUCAUUGAAGAAGACAAGAAUUCCUACACCCCCUGCCUCAACCAGUUCCCGCAGGAGCUGAACGUGGGUAAAAUCAGUGCCGAGGUGAUGUGGAACCUGUUUGCCCAAGACAUGAAGUACGCCAUGGAGGAGCACGACAAGCAUCGCCUGUGCAAGAGCGCGGACUACAUGAACCUGCACUUCAAGGUCAAGUGGCUGUACAACGAGUACGUGGCCGAGCUGCCCGCAUUCCAGGACCGCGUGCCCGAGUACCCGGCGUGGUUCGAGCCCUUCGUCAUCCAGUGGUUGGACGAGAAUGAGGAGGUGUCCCGGGAUUUCCUGCACGGCGCCCUGGAGCGGGACAAGAAAGACGGGUUCCAGCAAACCUCGGAGCACGCGCUGUUCUCCUGCUCCGUGGUGGACGUGUUCUCCCAGCUCAACCAGAGCUUCGAGAUCAUCAAGAAACUCGAGUGCCCCGACCCCCAGAUCGUGGGCCACUACAUGAGGCGCUUCGCCAAGACCAUCAGCAACGUGCUCCUGCAGUACGCCGACAUCAUCUCCAAGGACUUCGCCUCCUACUGCUCCAAGGAGAAGGAGAAAGUGCCCUGCAUCCUCAUGAACAACACCCAGCAGCUGCGCGUGCAGCUGGAGAAGAUGUUCGAGGCCAUGGGAGGGAAGGAGCUGGACGCCGAGGCCAGCGACAUCCUGAAAGAGCUGCAGGUGAAGCUCAACAAUGUCCUGGACGAGCUCAGCCACGUGUUCGCCACCAGCUUCCAGCCGCACAUCGAGCAGUGCGUGAAGCAGAUGGGGGACAUCCUGGGCCAGGUCAAGGGCACGGGCAACGUGCCGGCCAGCGCCUGCAGCAGCGUGGCCCAGGACGCCGACAACGUGCUGCAGCCCAUCAUGGACCUGCUGGACAGCAACCUGACCCUCUUCGCGAAGAUCUGCGAGAAGACAGUGUUGAAGCGGGUGCUGAAGGAGCUGUGGAAGCUGGUCAUGAACACCAUGGAGAAGACCAUCGUCCUGCCGCCGCUCGCCGACCAGACGAUGAUCGGCACGCUCUUGAGAAAGCAUGGCAAGGGAUUAGAGAAGGGCAGGGGGAAGCCGCUGAGCCACUCAGACGGGACGCAGAUGAUAUUCAACGCCGCCAAGGAGCUGGGGCAACUCUCCAAACUGAAGGACCACAUGGUGCGGGAAGAAGCCAAGAGCCUGACGCCCAAGCAGUGCGCGGUUGUGGAGCUGGCCCUGGACACGAUCAAGCAAUACUUCCACGCGGGCGGCGUGGGCCUCAAGAAGGCUUUCCUGGAGAAGAGCCCGGACCUGCAGUCGCUGCGCUACGCGCUGUCCCUGUACACGCAGGCCACCGACCUGCUCAUCAAGACCUUCGUGCAGACACAGUCGGCCCAGGGCUCCGGCGUGGAGGAUCCCGUAGGCGAGGUCUCCUUGCACGUGGAGCUCUUCACCCACCCAGGGACUGGGGAGCAGAAGGUCACGGUGAAAGUGGUGGCUGCCAAUGACCUCAAGUGGCACACGUCCGGCAUCUUCCGGCCGUUCAUCGAGGUCAACAUCAUCGGGCCGCAGCUCAGCGACAAGAAGCGCAAGUUCGCGACCAAGUCCAAGAACAACAGCUGGGCCCCCAAGUACAACGAGAGCUUCCAGUUCACGCUGAGCGCCGACGCGGGCCCCGAGUGCUACGAGCUGCAGGUGUGCGUCAAGGACUACUGCUUCGCGCGCGAGGACCGCACGGUGGGCCUGGCCGUGCUGCAGCUGCGCGAGCUGGCCCAGCGCGGGAGCGCCGCCUGCUGGCUGCCGCUGGGCCGCCGCAUCCACAUGGACGACACGGGCCUCACGGUGCUGCGCAUCCUCUCGCAGCGCAGCAGCGACGAGGUGGCCAAGGAGUUCGUCAAGCUCAAGUCGGACACGCGCUCGGCCGAGGAGGGCGGCGCCGCGCCUGCGCCCUAG